Molecule: messenger RNA, 336 nt
Organism: Drosophila novamexicana
Lineage: Eukaryota; Metazoa; Arthropoda; Insecta; Diptera; Drosophilidae
Product: endocuticle structural protein SgAbd-6-like
Exons: 2
Coding region: 1-336 (111 amino acids)
Cellular component (GO): chitin-based extracellular matrix
Molecular function (GO): structural constituent of chitin-based larval cuticle
Source: RefSeq, a predicted model, not a curated record
AUGCGUGGAAUCAACGUUUGUGUCUUCGUCCUGAUCGGUUUUCUGCUCCUGUCCAGCAGCCAGGCGGCGCCGUUGGAUGACUCACAGCAGGCAACAAUUUUGCGUUACGAUAACGAAAAUAUCGGCACCGAUGGCUAUAACUUUGCCUACGAGACAAGCGAUGGCGUCACACGCCAGGAGCAGGCCGAGCUGAAGAACGCCGGCACCGAACAGGAGGCGCUCAGCGUGCGAGGCUCCGUCAGCUGGGUGGCGCCCGAUGGCCAGACCUAUACGCUGAACUAUAUUGCCGACGAGAACGGUUUCCAGCCACAGGGUGACCAUUUGCCGCACAACUGA